Molecule: messenger RNA, 2282 nt
Organism: Lonchura striata (white-rumped munia)
Lineage: Eukaryota; Metazoa; Chordata; Aves; Passeriformes; Estrildidae
Gene: RELT
Product: RELT TNF receptor
Biological process (GO): apoptotic process
Source: RefSeq, a predicted model, not a curated record
UUGUAAUUCCCGCAGUCCCCGCCGCGGCCGGGAGGUGGCGCUGCCGCAGGCAGCCGGGGGGCGUGGUCUCGUAGCGUGACGUCACGGGGGCGGGGUUUGCUGGCGCGCGCCCGCGGGUUCAUUGAUAAGGAGGAGGCGGGAGCGACGGGGCGGCCCUGGGGGGAGCCUGGGGGCUCCGCGGCGGGGACAGAUGCAAAAGGAUUUCCUCCGGAGCAGGAAAAACCUUUCUUUUACUUUGUUUGGCAUCAUCUGCUCCUUGCAUGAAUGGUGUGACUCCACUGCUGAGGUUUCCCCGGGUGAUGAAGAGGAGUGGGAUGCACUGGUGGCUUGUCACCAUUCUGGGGGUGCUGAGCGGACCCGCCCAGGGCGCCGGGAGCUGCAGCGCCCCGGAGCAGGGCGCAGCGGGCUGCCCGCCCGGAGAGGAGCCCGCCGGGGAUGCAGCGGGGACGUGCCGGGCGUGUCCCCCCGGCACCUUCUCGCUGGGGGCCGCGUCCUGCGCCGCUCACACGCAGUGCCGGGCCGGGAACAGGGUCCUGCUGGCCGCGGGGACGGCGGCGAGCGACAGCCGCUGCGGAGCCUGCCUGCCGGGGUUUCACAGCCCCGGAGGGGACAGGGAGCCCCGGGGCCGGUGCCUGCCCUGCGCCGCUGCUCCCCGCGGCACCCCGGGGUGCCCAGGACGGCGGCGAGCCCGCAGCCCCGAAAUGCCGGGCUGGGCACCGGGAACCAACGGGACACGUGUGACCCUGUUGGGUGAGGAAGAGGAGGAGGCAGCAGCAGCACAGGCAGGCGUACUGACCAUCGUCCCGGUCUUCUGUGCCAUGGGAUUGUUGGGAAUCCUGGUCUGCAACCUGCUGAAGAAGAAGGGUUAUCACUGCACCACCAGCAAGGAGCCCCAGAUCGGCAGCACCGGUGCCAGCUCCAUCUACCAGCUGGAGGAUGCUAACGAGGAUACCAUCGGGGUUCUGGUGCGGCUGAUCACCGAGAAAAAAGAAAAUGCAGCGGCGCUGGAGGAGCUGCUGAAGGAGCACCAGAGGCAGCAGCUGAUGCCACCGAGCUGUGCCCCCCUCAAUAAGCUGCACCUUCUGCCUCAGUUUCCCCCCACCUGCCACCACCAGCAGCACCUGCACACGGUGCAGGGACCGGCCCCAUGUGCCCGCUGCAGCCAGAAGUGGCCCGAAGUGUUGCCAUCACUCAGUGCCACCAAAGUCCCCAAGCCCGGGGCUCAUCCCAGUGAGGUGACCAUCCUCUCUAUUGGCAGGUUUCGGGUGUCCCGGAUCCCUGAGGUGAGGAGCGAGGCAGGGGGGGAGCCCCUCCGUGGUCCCCUCCCCGCCGGCAGCGGGAUGUGACCCCAUGAUGGAGCAGCACCAAGGGCCCCCACGAGCAGGCACCUGGCCUGGGGGCUGCCUCAGGGGUCAGUGACACCCAGAAAGGCCCUGUGGAGGACACUGGGCAUUGUGUGAAAGCCAGUCCCACUUAGAGCUGCGAAGUGCUGGAGGUGUCAGCUCAGCUUCUGCACCUGCCACCAAGGUGUCCAAGAGCAGCACAGCAAACCCAGCGUUUCGCUUAGCUGGUGAGGAGGAUUCUGUCUCUGAGGCCUGAUGGUGGCCAUGGCAUGGUGGCCUCAUAGAUAGUCCGGGAGCUGCGAUGCCGGUGGUGAUGGCCACAGGAAUCAUAAUCUCUGGGAACCAUGAUGCCACAACACAGUUCCACUGGAAGCACAGAGGACACUGGAUACCAUUUCAUGGUCACCUUCUGGGUCUUCUGUUGAACUCUCCAGGACCAUCAUGAAUUCCUGAUUUCCCUCCAUCACCUGGUGCCAGCGCUUAGCAUUGCAGGAGAAUGAAUGACUGGAUCACGGAGUGACUCCCCCCUUCCCAACAGCCCAGCUGGGGCAUGGAUUGCUCUGAGCAAAGCUGGUCUCCUCCAUCCAUCCACCCUCUCUCCAAAGUCUCAGUUCAGGACCACGCGGUGGUGAUGCUCACCAUGCAGAUGACACAUUUCACUUUCCUUAGGAAUUGCUUCAAUGGUAUCACACUGUCUUGGCCAUGUUGGGAUCACUGGGAUAACCCACCCAAGGUUGGGUUGGAGACCAUCAGCCUCAACCAUCAACCCAAAAAAGGGUUCAUGGCUGGUCCCAUUCACCUCUCCACGACAUCACCGUGCCAAAAAACCAACCACCAAACCCUCUCGGGCUCUUUUAUUUAUUUAUUUAAUUUUUUGGGAAACAUUUUAAUAGUUAUCGAAUGUUCUACAUCUUACAGUAAAUAUCGUACAGUUACAAA